This is a messenger RNA of Fusarium vanettenii 77-13-4, 1118 nucleotides long. RefSeq lists its product as uncharacterized. The transcript has 2 exons. NCBI's taxonomy places the organism in Eukaryota, Fungi, Ascomycota, Sordariomycetes, Hypocreales, Nectriaceae. The record is from RefSeq and is a predicted model, not a curated record. The coding region runs from base 1 to 1071 and encodes 356 amino acids. Gene Ontology annotation, molecular function: ATP binding; phosphoribulokinase activity. Gene Ontology annotation, biological process: carbohydrate metabolic process.
AUGUCCCCGUCAAACAGCAGCAGAGACACCCCAGACCCCAAGCGAGAGAGGAGUAGGAUCGCUCAACGCGAAUAUCGCAAACGGCAUGCGUCCAAGUUUUCUACUCUCAAGGAUGAGAAUCGGAAACUUCGGAAUGCCAUCAAGAAGAUUGAUCAGGUAGCUUCGCGGCGUGCACGCCAUGAUAAAGACCUUCAGGCUGCGUUGGCAGAGGCAAGAGAGGUCGCGGGCAUUGAGGAGGAUGAUAGCAGCGCUCUGACACGAGUGCUCUCUCCAUCACAAAGAACCAUCUCCCCUGCAAGACAGGCAUCGACGGGGGUCAUGUUUACUGCUCAGCCGGCCUUCUUCAGCGUCGCAAAUGGUAGAAACCACCUAAACGUGCAAUCUCUUGGGCUGCCGCAGCAAGUAUGGCUCGACACGGACCGUUUGGUGCGCAUCUACGAGGCUCCUAUGGAUGCGGCGCAGUAUCUCGGGGAUAACCUCUUGACCUUUGCAGGGGCGUUGUACUGGGCCUGCACGAAGAAUACGGUUUCUCUUUGGCAGGCGAAACAGCUGGCCUUGAUGGGAAAGGCGGCACGCCCUGAGUCAAACCUUGACCGGUUAUUCAACCACUCCAAGCAUCUCCGCGAUCAUGACUUUUUGGUGUCUCUGGCGCUUGCAAGGUUAGAGUACCACCAAAAGGGUUAUACUCACCUUCCGCCUACAGCGACUCAGGCGCAAUGGGACCAAGUCGUCCCAGAUCUAUCCAAGAAGAUUGAACGGGACUAUGCCGAAAGGGGAGAGACUCUGGAGUGGUGGAAGACACCCCGUGAAGUCGAGCAAUUCGUGAAGCGCCACCUAGAACCCGAAGAAGUCGUCGAGCUGCAAGCAUUGAUUGAAGGUCGGGGAACAGGGGCUUCGCUUGCCAAGUAUACACCCUUGGUUGAAGCGCUGGUGCAGAGUUUUGUGUGUUUUGGAGAUGGACCGCGGUGGAAUAUUCUCUGGGUGUCGAUGAUGGUGGGAGGCUGGCGGACACAUCAAGAGGAUGAGGCUCGGGCUCGAGCUCAGCAGUCUCAGGCGCAGACUGCGGAUUAGUUAUUGGUUACAAGAAAAAUUAUAUAUAGCGUGCGUGAUUAUGGGGA